CACAACACGGAAGUGCAAGCCUAGCCGCUUUCCCAUUGACCAUGCCUCUGUCACCUGACUCCACGGCACACGCCUUCCAGUUGAUGUUAAGAACUUGUUUUCUGAUUGGUAGCAAAGCAACACCUCGUGACUUCGCCAACGCCCGCCCAGUCUGAGCUCUUAUUGGUUGAGAUGCGGCGUCUUCACUGCACUUCCGCCAGCGGAUCCCGUGAGCCCAGAGCUUCUUAGAUCAGCUCCACGCUAUGGCGUCUCAGGGUCGUCGGAGGCCACCGCGGAGGUCAGGGACGAUGGUGUCGGGGGAGGCGGCCGAGACGGACUCGGAGCCUUCUGCGUCCUCAUCGUCGGAGGAGGAGCUGUACUUGGGUCCUUCGGGCCCGACCCGCGGCCGCGCUACAGGGCUGCGGAUUGCAGGGGAGGCCGCGGAGACCGACUCGGAUACGGAGCCGGAGCCCACCGCCGCGCCCACGGACCUACCUCCCCUUGUGGUGCAGCGGGAGUCGGCGGGAGAGACCUGGGGCACGGAGGAGGUCCCGGCGCCGGCGCCUGCGCGCUCUCUGCUGCAGCUCCGGCUGGCCGAGAGCCAGGCGCGACUGGACCACGACGUGGCGGCGGCUGUGAGCGGUGUGUACCGCCGUGCGGGCCGCGAUGUGGCCGCCCUGGCCGGGAGGCUUGCAGCCGCCCAGGCGGCGGGAUUGGCGGCGGCCCACAGCGUGCGCCUGGCGCGAGGGGACCUUUGUGCGCUGGCGGAGCGCCUGGACAUUGUGGCUGGCUGUCGUUUGCUUCCGGAUAUUCGUGGCGUGCCCGGGACUGAGCCCGAGCAAGAUCCGGAACCUCGGGCCUAGCUGAGACCUUCCUUCCUCAUCAGACUCCCUAGGACCUGGCUGUCUCUGUGUCUUCUGUCACCUCCUGCCUCUCCAUUUUGAUGUCACCUGGGAUCAAGCCGGCCCACCUCGAUAAUGCUGUGGUUUCUUCUCUUGUCCUCACCAUGCUCAUGGGACUGGUAUUGGGUUCUGAGCCGCUUCUUGACGGGUCCAGCCUGUGGUAAAUAUCUGGCCCUGUUUCUGUUUCCACCCUGGGUUCACAGCCCCCCCCCCCCACCUUUGCCCCCUGCCUUUCUGAGUGUUUCUGCCUGCAGGCACCUGGGCCCUGACAUUCUCCUUUACAACCUUGUUCAUACCCCACCCCUUAGUACCUCUUUGGAAAGUUUGUUCCCUUUCACUGGGUCCCUUUUCUGCUCCCCGGCGAUGUGGCUCUUAUUCUUCUCCUAGCUUCUUCUCAGGUUUAGCUCCUCCUUUUCAUCUUUCCUGAGUCGAGCUGGUCCCCAGGGUUAGAGUUUGCUUCAUUUCUUUGCCACCCUGCUUGUGCUGCUUUCCUCAUCCUGUUUCUUUCCGCAGGCCCAGAGUGGUGGUGACUCAAGGUGGUCCCCCUCUUCCAGACUCUUGGACCAAGGCAGCAUCACUGUCAGACCAGGAAUUCUAGCCGAGGUGGUGCCACUCCUGACCCCAGGCCGCAGGUGACCACUUCAGGUACCUGGGCCCAGUUCUGCCCCACCCUGAUGCUUUAGGCUUAGGGCACAGCUUUACAAAGAAGCGACUUGCCAUUCACGCUGGUUCCUGGACCCAAAGACAAACUUCAGACCCAGUGCCAGGGCUGGGUUAUGUUACAGCCUCUUUCUGUACUUUCUCACCUGCGCCUUUUUUUUCUCACUUGCACCUUUUUUUUUUUGUUGGUACUGGGGAUUAAAUUUAUGACUUGUGCUUGCCAGGCAGGUGCUUAUGCCGUGGAGCUAAAUCUCCAGCCCCUCACCUGCCUCUUUUGAUCCCAGGGCCUCCUCACCCUUUACCUCAGCAUUGGAAGCUGAGAUCUGAGCCCCCACAAUAGAGGAAAGGGAGGAGAGUUCUUUAGGGCAGACUCAUUAAAACUCAAAACACUCCCUGUUGUGGUUACAUGAUCUUGUUUCUCCACCUCUGUAGUGGUGGGUUUGUCAGUGGAUAGGGCUGAGGUGUCUGAAAGGAGAUUGGGAGCUUACCCAGCUUCCAGGAUAGCUUGUGACUUAUGUCACAGAAAAGAAUUAGAGAAGCCAGGGAGGAGCACAGAAAAGUUUGUUACGCAAAAUUUAACAGAGGCGCUCUCAGAGGAGGGUUAUCGUCUAGGCUGGGGUUCCUAUAUGGUCUUGGGGUUUCUCAGGGUGCAUGAUGUAGGAUGUGUGUGCCUGCUUUCAGGCUCCUCAUUUGGGGCUUUGUUAAGAUGCAAACCCUUUGAGAGUGUGUGCCAUUUAAGGUGAUGCUGUCCACAGGCUGGCACUGUCUGCUUGAGGAUGGAGGCCUGGGACGGGGGGAACACUGUUUACCGCUCUUUAAGAUCCUUAGGAUUUUUGGUGGAUUGGUGGUGCACGCCUGUCAUCCCAGCACUCGGAGGACUGAGGCAGGAGGUCACUGGGAGUUCAGGACCAGCUUGGGCUGCAUAGUGAAUUCAAGGCCGACUUGUACCACAUAGUAAGACCUUUGUUACCUUGGUACCCCCCCCCUCCAUCCCUUAGGAUUUUUUUCUUUGCCAGAAAAGGAAAAGGCCAUUGUAACUUUGUGUAACUUUUGUACACAGAAGCUGUAGUUUUUCUUAAAAGUACUAUUGGGGUCUGGCUGCGAAGGUCAGGCUUGCCUUGGACUUGGAAAUUCUUCUGCCUCAGCCUCUUGAAUACUGGCAUUACAGGCAGUGCCACCACACCUGGCUUCUAAAAGGACAAUUUUCUUUUCUUUUUUUUUUUUUUUUUUUUGUGAAGGCCUUGAGUUCAAUCCUCCCUGAGUCUUGGGGGUGGGGGGGGGAAGAGUAAAAGGACAAUUUUAAAAUUACAGUUUUCUUCUAUCCUACCACAGGUUAGUAAUUUGUCUGAAAAUCAGUGGGUUUUUUUUUUUUUUCCAAAACCCCUCUGUUUGACUUAUUGAAGAUGAAAUUAUAAAUGGUAAAUCACAGUCUCAUUCUGCCUUGCUUCUAUAUUUAUCUGUAUUCAGUUAGUUCACAAUACAUUUUUGGGUAUCCGUCCUCUGCUGUGUGCAGUGGUACUUCUGCCAGUGCCUGCCCUCACAGUCCAGGAGGUGGUCUGCUUGAGCCCCCACCCUGUGGCCUACAUCCAGUGCAGACUGGUGAUCUGAUUGGUUUCGUGUUUGUCUGUGAGAGUGGGAAUGUGCCUUAGCUUGAAUAGUUUCCAUAGUUCGGGUGCUGUGCAGGGGAAGUCUCUCAGGCAGGAAGGCGCCUCAGAUCUGCAGGCCACAAGGCUGGGCAGAAAGGACUGUAACUCUGGAUAAAGCACAAAGCCAAACAAAACAAAACAACCAAAAUGAUACAGGACCUCAAAACAGGAUAAUAGAAAAUCAACUGUUGCUACCAUAAUGCCUCUUGUCACCUUUAAAAUAGUUGCCCGUACCAUUAGACACAAUAAAAUCCAUAAAACAGAACAGAAUAAAACCAAUCAAAGCAAAACCUUUGAGUCAAACAAAACAGUAAAAUGAAGUGAAACAAAACGACAAUAUUGGAUUUCAAAAACAAGACAGAAGAAAAUCCCCCAUAGUUGCUGUAUUGCAUAUUGUUGUUCUCUAAAUAGAAGACUACUGGCUUUAGGCCUGCAGAGUCAUCCAACAAUAUAAACGUUAAGUUGUUUUUACCUCAGUUGUGUCAGCUGUGUUCCUCCGAGAUGGCUGGUUGUGGGGCAUGACCCUUGUCUCCCAGCCAGAGCAGAGUCUGGCUCACAGGAAGGGCGCGUCUUUCUCCUUCCAGCCUACAGUCUCCAUUUAUAAGAUACAAUUUUUUUUUUUUUUGGUGGCACCAGGGAUUGAACUCAUGACCUUAUACUUGCCAGGCAGGUGCUUAUACUGCUGAGCUAAAUCCCUGACCCCCACUGUAGUCUCCAUUUAAUUAUUUUCCUGUAGUUUGCUCUCUGAUUUUUCUUUUUCUUGUUUGUUCUUUUUAUUUAUUUAUUUUUUUGUUGUUGGUACUAGGGAUUGAACUCAGGACCUUGUGUUUGCUAAGCAGGCGUUUGUGCCGCUGAGCUAAACCCCUGGUCCUUCUUGUUUGUUUUUUUCUAGCACUUUUAUCAAAUACUGUUAAUUUCCUUUUACUCCUCCGUGGGAUCCUUUAUUUCACUUUUCUCACCUUCUCAUCUUCCAUUGCUUAAAUUUAAAAAUUUUAGUUUUUGCUGGGUGUGGUGGCUCACAUCUGUAAUCCCAGCAUUUGGGAGGCUGAGGCAGGAGGAUCGUUGCGAGUUCGAGACCAGCCUGGGCUACAAAGUGAGCUCAAGGCCAGCCUGAACUACAUAGAGAGACCCUGUCUCAAAAAGACAAAACAAAACAAAACAAAAUUUAGUUUUUCCAUAUUCCUGUACUCCAUAUCCUCAUUUUGUUUUGUUUUUUUCUUUGGGAUAGGGUCUCUAUGUUGCUCAGGCUGACUUUGGACUCUCAGUGACCCUCCUGCCUCAGCCUCCUGAGUGGUGGGAUUAUAGGCAUGUGCCACUGUGCCUGAAAACCACACCCUCUGUCUUUAUUACUAUAUGAAUCCUUAUUACUUUAUGAAUCUUAAGGUAGUCAUAUGUAGGGGCUGGGGAUUUAGCUUAGCAGCAUAAGCACCUGCCUUGCAAGCAGGCAGUGGUGAGUUCGAUCCCUGGUACUGAUAAAAAAAAAAAGUCUUAAAAAAAAAGGUAGUCAUAUGUCAUUAUUGUUGAAUACUGUUCUGUUGCUAGUGGAGGUAAAGUUCCAUUUAGCAGAUAUUUACUAUGGGUCAAUAUUUGGUUUAUCUUAAGGUUUAUAUUGUAAUCAAAGAUCUCUUUUCUAUGGUUAAGAGUGAUACACACUGUUGGUUCUCAGGGUAUGUCAAUCUCCAGUUUGUCUUUGAUGCUGUUAUCGUUCGUGAUUUUAUUACUAUAGCUAAGGUGACAUAGUUGCUGUCUGCUGGUUUUCUCCGUAUGCCAGUCUCUGGAUUGCCUUUCCUGGCAAGCUGGGUACUGAGCCAAAUAAACCACAUAAACCCACCAGUAAACACAGGUGGAGGAAUUCCGGAACAGAAGCAAAAGCCUAUAGUUAACCAUACCCAGAAUGCAUUACUGGAAAAUAGACACUAAUUAAAGAGGUUUCCAUACUAGCAACGAAGUCUUUCACUAUAAUCAACCGUCAGUAUUCAGCACAGAAAACAAACAAAAAAUACAAAUAUGAAAAGACAAGGUGACAGAGUGUCUCCAAAAACUGCCAGCUCCCCCAAAGCUGAUCAUGGCACAUCCAGGGGGAAGAAUUCAAAAACCACACAGCCGUAUUUAUUUGUAAGGGUAGAAGAAGAGAUUAAGAAACUGAUUACUCAGGUGCUUGUCCAUUUCAAAGGUGUAACCUUUUAAAGGAUAGUGACCCUUGUCGGUGUCACUCCCGGCCGGCAGGAAGGACACACAACAAAGUCUGGCAGUGGACAACCUUUUCUUUUAUUUUCCUUCUCCGUACAGCCUGCCCCGGGAAUCCUCCCGGCCGAAGCCUCUGUUGGUCCGCUCCCCGCGGCUCCUUGCGUGCUUCUCCCUACAGUCUGUCCCGAAGCCUCUACCGGUCCGCUCUCCGCGGCUCCUUGCGUGCUUCUUCUGCUUCUUUUGCUUCUUUUUCUUUUCUUGGCGGGAGAGGCACUCACUUUUAUAGGGUUACAGUGGCCAACCAGUUCAAAGCGCGCGAUGCGGGCUGAUUGGCUAACAUCAGUUGUUGCUAGGCAGACUAUCUUACAGGGCGGGUUGUGAAGCAGGAGAUCUUACAGGGCGGGUUGUUUACCAAGCAGGAAGCAGGAGAUCUUACAGGGCGGGUUGUUUACCAAGCAGGAAGCAGGAGAUCUUACAGGGCGGGUUGUUUACCAAGCAGGAAGCAGGAGAUCUUACAGGGCGGGUUGUUUACCAAGCAGGAAAUAAGCGCCAUCUUAGCACACUCGAUGGGAGGGGUAAUCUAGCUCAGGCUUUGCUCUUUCCUACAGGCCUCACGUCCGCCAAGUAAGGCGACCGGGCUCGGCCGCGGCUCCCAACAGACCCUGAUAAAGGAAGUGAGAAGGGAGUCUACAGAAGACACUAAUACGAAACUAGCCGAGCUAAACCCAGUGACGUGAAACAUGAAUGUCCAGCAUAGAAAAGGUUAGAUAGAUUUUAUUUGCCCUAGAACAAAGAAGAUUAGUUAUCAUUGUGUAUCUAAUUUAUGAAAGAGAAAUGAUCUUGAAGAAAAGUUCCAAAUCCCUCUUUCCAGUAAAUAAACCUUCUCAAAUUGCUAGGGGAAAAAGUAUGAGCAGAAGUGACAAAUGUGAGGAUAGAGACUCAGAAUUAGGAGAUGGGUGUUGUUUGUGCCCAAUUAACAAAAGAUACCUCAAAAUGAGAGCAUGAACAAUGGAUUCAACAUCUGCUAGAUGAUACAAAAUAAUAUUAGUUGGAACUAGUGAAAAAUUAGCACAGACAGCAUUCAAAAAAACUUUCAGAAAAAACAGUAGAAGGUGGGUGUGUGUGUGGGGGGGACACACCUGUAAUCCCGGCACUUGGGAGGCUGAGACAGGAUUGGUGCACCAGCCUAGGCUACCUAAGUUGAGUUUUAAGGCCAGCCUGCACUACAUGUUAUGACCAUGUCUCAAAAAAAAAAAAAAAAAAGUAGAAAAUUUUCCAAAUGUGGGAAUAUAACAUGCAGAUAAUUGAGGCAUAUAGUAUCCUAAAUAGCCAUGGUUAAAAAAGAACCUCUCCACAUCAGUCAAAAUCUCAGAAGUCCUAACACAAGAACAGAAUCUUAAAAGUAUUCAUAAAAGAUCAGAUGAACAUCAAUACAAUUAUAGUGGGUGAUCUUAAUAACCACAGUGUCACCAGUGGAUCAACUAGACAAAAAAAUCAGAGUUGAAACAAGCCUUUGAACAAAAGUACUUAGCCACUUACCAGUAUAAUUAUUUAAAUACAGGUUGACCCAAAAUUAGUCCAUCUCCAAAAGUUGCCUAAGUGCUAACAGUCAGCAUUGCUGAAAAGUCCAAUCAAAAGUCUUUUCUGAGACUGAAGGCAAACUCUUAGCUUUGAGCCCCGGUACAAAUGAAGAGAAAGUUAAACACUCCCAGCAUGCAAUGGCACAAGAUCAGUAUUACCAUUCCGAAAGGCACUGACAGGGACACAAAGGAAUGGGACCAAAGCAAGUCCAAAAUCCAGCAAGAUAAAUGUUCCAUGUGCCGUUCCAUGUGCAGCAGCCGUGGCAAGACAAGAACUCCAAAGCUCCACCGUGUGACAUUUCAGAUGGUUGUAGCUCCCGUGGCUUUUGUCUUGUGCCUGUUCUGCUCUCUUUCCAGUGUUUUCUCAGGUGACUCACCUUCCUGGCUCCUUUAAACUUCUGGGGUGUCUCCUGCAACUUUGGCUUCCCUUCAGAGCUUCACAUGCUGCCCUCUUGGGCCCACUGCUUGGCCUCCGAGGCCUUCUUUUGAAAUCUGGUAGAGGCCUUCCUGACCCCACAACUCUUGCAUUCUUCAUGCACCUAAAAACAGCACCAUGUGGAUGAUACCAAGGUCUGUUGCCAGCUGGAGCAGUACCCAGGCUUCCUUUUCAAUUGGCCUGUAGCUGUGGAGCGCCUGGAUGAUUAAGCACUCUGAAUCGAAAUUCCAAGGAACAAAUUCUCCAGGCCUCUGCCAUUUUUUUUUUUUUUUUUUUUUGUACCAUGGAUCAAACUCACUUCUGCGGGCUCACAAGGCAGGCGCUUAUGCCGUUGAGCUAAAUCCCCGGCUCCUCUGCCAUUCUAGAACAUGCUAUUCUGUGGCUUUCUUGUCAAAGCAAGUCACUUAAGCAAUUUUGACACUGCAAAGUAGAGUCCUACUGCUGCUUGUGAUGCUUUCAGAUCCAUCUUUUUUUUUUUUUUUUUUUUUUUUUUGGUACUGGGGAUUGAACUCACGACCAAACGCUUGCAAGGCAGGCUCUUACGCCACUGAGCUAAAUCCCUGGGCCCCAGAUCCAUCUUUUCUAUUCUGUCCUUCAGCAAUCAAGAUCUCUGCCGUAUCUUUGCAGUCCACAGCUUUACUGGAGCUUCCUUUUGGGCCAAACUCACAAUGUUUUAAAUCAUUCUGCUGGGCUUUUUUUUUUUUUUCCCCCCUUGCUGGACUCUGUUCUUGAUUCUCAACAUAAAUCUGUUUCUUUUUUUUUUUUUUUUAAUCGGUACCGGGGAUCGAACUCACAACCGCCUGCUUGCAAGGCAGGUGCUUAUGCUGCUGAGCUAAAUCCCCAGCCCAAUUCUCAACAUAAAUCUGGUUAAAGGUCCCCAACAGUAGCCAUGCCAUCACCUCAGCUUUCAACUGCCUUGAAAUGUUUUCUGCAAGAUUAGUCCUCCGCCCUUAAGCUCAGCCUCAGGCAAAGUUUCUGACCAUGAGCAAAAUGUAGAUAAACCUUUGGCCAAGUCAUAAAACUCAUCACCUGGAGUCCAACAGCAGUGCUGUCCACCUUCCAAGCAGAAAACUGAGCCUGAUCUUUAUCAGCUUUCUGGUUUUCUGACCAGAAUCCACCAUUCAGAACAGCCUCAGGUGUUCCAGCUAUGCUUUUUCAGCUGGCAUCUCCAAACCUUCCCAAACUUUUCCCAUAAGCCAAUCUCAGAGGCUCCUGAAACGUGGUCAGGUAGAGUCACAGCAACGACCCCACUUCUCUGGUACCAAAUUCUGUCAUACUUGCUGCUGGGACAAAAUACCUGACCCCCAAAGUCAAAGGUGGAAAAUUUUAUUUAGCUUACAGUUUGGAGAGGUUUUUGUCCAUCAUCAGCUGGCUCCAAGGCAGGGUGGCACAUGACAGAGGGCAACAGUUCCUGGUGCCAGAAGAGCAAAAGCAACGAGAGGCAGCAGAUCUAAUGUUAAAACAGAUGCACUUAAUCAGCUAGUAGGUAAAAUUUGUAAAACUCUUGAAGACAUAACCAUAGGUGAGUUCUGAACAGAAGUCCUGUAGCACAAGAAAUAGUACCAAGAAUCAACAAAAGGGAUCAUAACAGACUAAAAGCUGCAUAGCAAAAGAGACAACCUACAGAAUGGGAAAAAUUUUGCCAGCUAUUCCUCCAACAGAGGACUAAUAGCCAGAUGUAUAAAAACUCAAAAUUAGCUCCCCGUCCCAAUAAAAGAUCCAAUUAAAGAUGUGUGGCAGGGGGCUGGGGAUUUAGCUCAGCGGCAUAAGCACCUGCCUUGCAAGCAGGCAGUCGUGAGUUCGAUCCCUGGUACCGAUAAAAAUGAAAAAGACCAAAAAUAAAAUAAAAUAAAGAUGUGUGGCCACAAUAAAUGGACACUGCUCAGAAGUAAAAAUGGCCCAUAAAUACAGGAAAAAAUGUUCACUAUCUCAUGAGAAAAAUACAAAUUAAAACAACAUGGCGAUUUCCUUUUUACUCCAGAAAGAAUAGCCAUCAUCAAGGAAUCAAAUAACAUGGGCUUGGGAUUUAGCUCAGCAGCACAAAUGCUUGCCUGGCAAGCACGAGGUCAUGAGUUCAGUCCCAGGUAACAACAACAAAAAAAUCAAGUAACAGAUGCUGUUGAGGCUGUGGGGUGGAGGGAGAAGGAACCCUUCUACAUUGUUGUUGCAAAUGAGUUACAGCCCCUAUGGAAAUGACUGUGGAGAUUCCUCCAAGAGAGAAAAAAAAAGAUUAAAAUUAGGAAUUGCAUUUGGCCCUACUAUUCCCCUUCUAGGGAUCUUCCCAAAAGUUACAGACAUUAUAUUACAGUGAUACACGUGUAUCCAGGUCUAUAGCACUGAAAUUCAUAAUAGCUAAACCUUGACAGCAACCCAUCAAGAGAUGAAUGCGUAGAGAGUAUGGUAUUUGUGCAUGAGGGAGUAUUACUCUGCCAUAAAGAAGGAUAAGCAUGUAGGAAAAUGGAUGCACCUUAAGACCCUACUAUUAAGUGAAAUAAAUCAGACAAAUAAUUGCAUUUUUAUAUGAGAAACCCAAAAUACUAAUAAGCAAAAUAAAGGGUAAGAAGUAGUAUGAUCUUUUUCAAAUGGUAAUGAAAGAAAAACCAUACCAGGGAAAUUGUUCUUUUGAAACUGACUAGCACUGUAACUGCUUCAUGGCUUUGUAAUUACUUUCUUGACCCCUGUAACCACGAGAGCAUAACCAAACAUGCAGGAUGCCUGACUGUACCAAGCUGCGUGACCGUUAGUCUAGCCCUGUAACUGAUGGUCUCACCCUGCUGUCUCAUCAGAACUGCCAGGUCCUUCUGGCUUGCCUUUGUCCCUCCUGCUCAUGCAUCGUAUAAAAGCCCUAGACCACCAGAGAUCAGGGCCUGAUAUCUUGGAAAUGAUCUCAGCCAGUUCCAUCAAUGUAAAUAAACCUGCCUUCAAA
Molecule: messenger RNA, 10316 nt
Organism: Cavia porcellus (domestic guinea pig)
Lineage: Eukaryota; Metazoa; Chordata; Mammalia; Rodentia; Caviidae
Gene: Bloc1s3
Product: biogenesis of lysosomal organelles complex 1 subunit 3
Exons: 2
Coding region: 243-842 (199 amino acids)
Cellular component (GO): BLOC-1 complex
Source: RefSeq, a predicted model, not a curated record